CUACCUUUUCUCAAGCUAUGGCCCGCAUGUGGGUGAUCUUUGCUUCUGCUUUUUCCCUUCUGGGAUCUUUCCGGCUUCCAGAUUUCCAGGAGAAAUUUCUGAUGGCUUUGGAUCCAGAUAACAUUUUCUUUUAUUUUGGUGCCAUUUCUACCCUAGAAGGCCUAGAGUUUGAUGUGCUUCAGCUCAGCUGCCUUUGUGAAGACCACCAGAUCUCCAGGCUGCAUUGUAAGAGCCUGUAUUGCUCCUUCCAGGCCCUGGGAGAACUCUAUGCCUUCCAGUUUCCUGAAGAGCUCAGCCUUUUGAUCCCAUCCUUUACUAGCCAAUGGGUGGUAAACUCUUCUCUCUAUCUGCUGAAACAAUAUCCAGACAACUGCUUUACAGAAGGCAGGGUCCUGUUGCCCCUGGGGGCUGUUGCUAAAAUUACUUACUGUGCUGGGCAGUUGCAAGGGGAAGUCAUAGUGAGGGGUGAGCAACUUUAUAUUCAACCCCUGAAGAGUGAACACUGGAGCCUAGUGCCAGACUACAGUCAUGCCCAGCCUCACCUUAUGCAUAAGACUACCAAGAAGGCAUCAGGGACACCACAAGCUCUCCGAUUUUCCCCCCGGAUCUCCAAACGGGCCGUAGGAAGCGUCAAACACCUGGAGCUACUUGUUGCUGUGGGCCAUGAUGUUUAUGAAUACCACAAGGAAGACACAGAGCGCUAUAUCCUCACCAACCUCAAUAUUGGGGCAGAACUGCUGAGAGAUGUUUCCCUGGGAGUCCAGUUCCGAGUUCAUCUGAUAAAGAUGAUCAUUCUGACUGAAGCAGAGGCUGGUCUGACUAUUACCACCAAUCUCACCUCCUCGCUGCUCAGCGUCUGUGAGUGGAGCCAGAGGAUCAAUCCCCCAGAUGACGCCCACCCUCACCAUGCUGACUUGGUCCUCUAUAUCACAAGGUUUGACCUGGAGCUAUCAGAUGGCAACAAGCAGGUCCGAGGGGUGACCCAGCUUGGGGGCGCCUGCUCCUCCUCCUGGAGCUGCCUCAUCACAGAAGACACAGGCUUUGAUCUGGGGGUCACCAUUGCUCAUGAGAUUGGGCACAGCUUUGGUAUUGACCAUGACGGGACUGAGCACAAUAGAUGCAGCAGCAAUGACCACAUCAUGGCCCCUGGUGGCACCCCAAACAGCAUUGGCCUCACCUGGUCAGAGUGCAGCCGAGAGCAGUUUCUACACUUUGUUAGUACAGGGAAGGCAAGCUGUGUGAAUGAUCUGCCUCACCUGGAAGGAACACUCCCCCAGGCAGAGCCUGGCCUCUUCUAUGGGGCAGAUGAGCAGUGCAGAGUUGCCUUUGGAAGCACUGCUGUUGCCUGCACCUUCGCCAGGGAUGAUGCUGAUAUGUGUCAAGUUCUCUCCUGCCAUCUUGAUGCUCGGGACCAAACCAGCUGUAGUCGCAUCCUUAUCCCACUCCUAGAUGGAACUGAAUGUGGAGUCAAUAAGUGGUGCUCUAAAGGCCACUGCCGUUCUCUGGAAGAGUUGACCCCAGUCUCCUUGGUACAUGGACAAUGGUCUAGUUGGGGCCAUCCUAGUACUUGUUCUCGAACCUGUGGAGGAGGAGUCAUCACCAGAAGGAGGCAGUGUAACAACCCCAGACCUGCUUUUGGUGGUCAUGACUGUGUAGGAGCUGACCUCAAGGCUGAGCUGUGCAACACUCAGGCCUGUAUGAAGACCCAGCUAGAGUUCAUGUCUGAGCAAUGUGCUGCGACUGAUGGGAAGCCGCUGUACCUCACUCCGGGGGUCCCUACCUUCUAUAGCUGGAAGUCAGCUGCUCAGUAUAGCCAAGGAAAUGAUCUGUGUAAGCACAUGUGCUGGGCAGCUGGAAAGAAUUUCAUGGUGAGCCGUGGGGAAAGUUUCCUGGAUGGUACUCGAUGUGUGCCUACAGACCACCAGGCAGAGGGGACCAUGAGCCUCUGUGUGAUGGGCAGAUGCAGGGCAUUUGGAUGUGAUGGCAGAAUGGACUCUGGACAUGUGAAGGAUGUUUGUCAGGUCUGUGGAGGAGACAACACCACAUGCAGCAGAGUGAGCGGUUCUUACACUGGAGGGAGGGCCCAAGAGUACAUCACAUUCCUGACAAUUCCUCCUAAUUUCACCACUGUACAUAUCACCAACCAGAAACCUCUCUUCACACACUUGGCUGUGAAGGUGAGAGGACAGUAUGUGGUGUCUGGGAAGAGAAGCAUCUCCAUAAACACCACCUACCCCUCAGUCCUGGAAGAUAGCCAGAUUGAGUACAAGGUGUUCCUCACCAAGGAAAAGAUGCCCCACCUGGAGGAGAUCUGCAUCAAAGGACCAACCCAAGAGGACAUCGAAAUACAGGUUUACAGGAAGUAUGGCGAUGAAUAUGGAAACCUCACCAGCCCUGAGAUCACUUUCAGCUACUUCAAGCCUAAGCAACAGCAGGCCUGGGUGUGGGCAGCGGUAUCUGGAGCCUGUUCAGUAAGCUGUGGGGAAGGGUUACGUCAAGUGAGUUACAGCUGCUUUGACCAAGCUCAGAACAACUGGAUCGAUGAUAUCUACUGUGAAGGGACUAUGAAGCCCCUGUCAUGGCAGGAAUUCUGUGUCCCUGGGCCGUGCCCCCCACACUGGGUAGCAGGAGACUUUGGUCCUUGUAGCACAACCUGUGGUGGAGGAGUGAGAGAACGGACAGUAAGCUGUGUGAAAGUAGAAGGCAAUCUUACCCUGAUGCUACCAGAAUCCUACUGCAAAGCUUCUCUCCAGCCCAAUGCUACAGAGACCUGCAACCCCCAACUCUGCCUUACCAGGUGGAAGGUAUCAGAACCUGGUCCCUGCUCCUCUGCCUGUGGCCUGGGUCUGGCCCAGAGGAAUGUGACGUGUAUGCAAGAAGGGGAUGGCCUGGAAGGCCCAGUGGAUGACAGGCUAUGCUCUAUGGAAGAAAAACCUCCUCACCUCUUGCCAUGUGUUGUGACUGUCUGUCCCCUGGGCUGGAAUACUCAAGAACCUGGGUCUUUACUGGAAGAAGCUAUGGACCAAUUGGGAGCUUCCUGGAAAGAGAAUCUCACAGUGCAUGUGUGGAGCCCUCUGGUUGGGGACUGCUCAGUCUCCUGUGGCACAGGCUUAAGGGAGCUACGCUAUGUUUGUUUGGACUUUGCCAGCAGGAAAGAGGUCCAAGAAGAGAAGUGUAGUCCAGUGAGCCAGCCAGCAAAUCAGAUAAUGGUCUGCCAUGCUGCUUUUUGUCCACCUAGGUGGGAGAUCAAAGCUCUGGCUCCUUGUCCGGUGACCUGUGGAGGAGGGAAGGUGCCACUCUCUGUCCACUGUGUGAGGCAGAACAAAGGCCUGACCAUCAAUCUUCCUCAUUCCAAGUGCUGGGGGAUGCCCCGGCCUAGCAGCUACCAGGACUGCAGUCCAGAACCUUGUCCUGCCGGGUGGCGGCACAAGCUGGCAUCCUGCAGUGUAAGCUGUGGAGGCGGGGUUGUCCAGAGGAUCCUCUACUGUGCCAGGGCUCUUGGGCAGAAAGAGGAGGAGAUUGUUCCUGACACCCAAUGCCAGGAGCUACCUCGCCCAGAGGAACAAGAGCCCUGCAACCUAGAUCCUUGCCCACCCAGGUGGAAAGUAAUGUCUACCAGCUCAUGCUCAGCUAGUUGUGGUCUGGGCACAGCCAUGCGCUCGAUGAUCUGUGUGCAGCCAGACCAUGGAGAGGAGGCAGAGGUGGAAGAGGGAGCCUGUGCCACCUUGGAGAGGCCCCCAGCUAGCAUCCCUUGCAUUAUAGCAGAUUGUACCUACCAAUGGCAUUUCAGCGACUGGACAGAGUGCUCUGCCUCAUGUGGGAAUGGAAUCCAGCGCCGCCAUGAUUUCUGUGUCAGACCCCACCAGAUCCAUACGCCAGUACCUGCCGUCUUCUGUCAGCACAUCCCCAAGCCUGUGACAGUGAGGGGCUGCUCAGCUGGGCCCUGUGAGAGGCAGGUGAUCCCCAAAGUGAAGGCACAGGAGGAAGCUACUACUACCAUAAGCCCAACAACAGCAGCUCCUGCUCUGACCUUUGAGAGUCCCCAGAACAGAGCCCUGGCUGUUCCCAACAACCCACUUUCUUCAUCUAUUCAACCCAAGGAAGCCCUGAAGCAGGAAGAGAGCACUGGUACCUGUGGAAAGCAAUACCUUGGGCCUACAGGGAUCAUCAACAUGACUGGCAUGCAGGUGACCAAGUGUGCAGUAGCCAUCGGUCGACCUCUAGGGGAGGUGGUGGUCUUCCAAGUCCUGGAGAGCUCCCUCAACUGCAGUGUUGGGGAGAUGCUGCUGUUUUGGGGACGACUCACCUGGAGGAAAACCUGCAAGAAUUUGGCAGGUGUGACAUUCAUCUCCAAAACCAACACUCUGAUGGUGAGACAGCGCCUGGUAUUCCCAGGAAAUGGGGUGGUGCUACAGUACUGGAGCCAAGCAGCCACAGAAAAUUAUCACAAAGAAUGUGAUGUGCAACUCUUUGGUCCUAGAGGGGAAAUAGUGAGUCCUCCAUGGGACCAGGAUGUGAGAAACCAAGGAGGAUGUCGAGUCUUCAUCAAUGUGGCUCCAGAAGCCCGGAUAGCCAUCCAUGCCCUGGCCAUUGAUCUGGGGACAGAAGCUAAUCAGACUUCUGACAGCUAUAUUUUGAUUCAUGACAUGUACAACAUGAAAAUGGUAACAUUCCAUGGACAGCAGUUAUUCUACUGGGAGUCAGUGGGAAGCCAAGCUGAAAUUGAAUUCAGUGAGAGCUUCCAAGAGGACCACAUCAGUUUUCGGGGUCAAUACUGGAUCCUUAAGUAGAAUGAAGUUUUCAUCUGGAAAUGGCCUAGGAUGGGACAAGUUGACCCCCUUAGGCCUCUGAGAGCUUAAUUAUAACUCUGCUGUUGACUUCUCUGCCAAUCAUUUCCCAUGUCUGAGCCUCAGCUCGGUCAUCUGCCCUUUAUGAAUAAUAAUCCACCCCCUGAAAGGGAGUAAGGAAUUAAAUAUAAAAAGAGCCUCUGAGAUUGUGGGCCAGAAGAAGCUAUUCCACUUUUAAGCUUAUUUCUAUCUUUGCCACAAUGUGUGUCACUCAUAGCUCCUUCUUCACCUAUAUUGCAUACAGAGAGGGGAAGGCUGAAAUGCCUGGAGAAGCUGCCUUUAAGAAUCUCAUUAAUUAAUCCCUUUCACUUGUGGUUUAGGGGUGGCCUCACUCCAAUUGUCACAGCCUUUGGGAAGACAGGCCUCACUUUUCCUGAGGGAAGUAGACUGAAAACCAAGAGGACCUGGGUUCUAAUUCUAGUUCUACUACUCACUUAUGGUGUGACCUUGGGUCACUCUUUGGGCCUCAAAGUUCCAAUUUGGAAAAUGAGGGUGUUGGACUCUGAAGUUCCAUUUCAGCUCCGAUAUUCUAGGUUGUCCUUUGGGCCCUUUAUGACAGUGUCCAGAAGAGGAUGUGUCAGAAGUAUAUCUGAGUAAUCAAGGAGAGACCCUGCACAGAUGCAAGACACCGCCCAACUCCAACUGUAUCAAUAAAUAUACAAAACUGCUUCAA
Dromiciops gliroides (monito del monte) is the source of this 5520-nucleotide messenger RNA. RefSeq names its product ADAM metallopeptidase with thrombospondin type 1 motif 13 (gene ADAMTS13). Lineage: Eukaryota; Metazoa; Chordata; Mammalia; Microbiotheria; Microbiotheriidae. Gene Ontology annotation, molecular function: metalloendopeptidase activity. The record is from RefSeq and is a predicted model, not a curated record. Gene Ontology annotation, biological process: proteolysis; extracellular matrix organization. Gene Ontology annotation, cellular component: extracellular matrix. The coding region runs from base 18 to 4790 and encodes 1590 amino acids. The transcript has 32 exons.